AUGGAAACGGAGGAUAAGCUUCUGAUGCUCCGAUGCUCCGUUAAGAACUACGAUUGGGGCCGACUGGCCGGAGACUCUCAAGUACUCUCGGUGGCAAAGGCGUUGUCCAUACAGGCUCAUCCAGAUAAAGACUCUGUGUGGGUUAUCUCUCUGGAGGAGCUGAAGGUUGUGAUUCGUACUGUACCUGAGGUUAUGGAACUGGUUGGCUUUGGAGAUGCAUUACCAAUCUUUGGACUCACUGAUCAAGAUAACGAAGAGACUAUAAAACGUGAAUUGGCGGCAGUGUUUACCCGGCUCAUGUUCGCAGAUAAAAAGGAAGUCACUGAAUCAGUAGGCAGAUUGAUAAGUCGUCUGAUCAAAGAAAGUCAGGUGAGGGAGUUGACAGAUAAGGAGAAACUAGCGCUGAGGUUAGAAAAGCAGUAUCCUAGUGAUAUUGGUGUCAUAGCAGCCUUCUUACUGAACUACAUGAAACUCAAUCCCGGUGAAGCCCUGAGCCUUGGGCCAAAUGAGCCACAUGCUUAUAUAAGUGGUGAGUGCAUCGAAUGCAUGGCAACUUCAGACAAUGUCGUGCGAGCUGGCCUUACUCCUAAACACAGAGAUGUCCAGACUCUUUGUUCCAUGCUCACAUACAAGCAGGGGCCCCCUGAGAUCCUGCGAGGAAUUCCCAUAAAUUCACAUGUAACAAGGUACCUCCCACCAUUCGAUGAAUUUGAGAUUGAUCGCUGUGUUGUCCCUCAAGGUGAAUCAGUGACCUUCCCAGCAGUCCCAGGUCCUUCCAUCUUUCUGGUCGUUGAUGGGGAAGCGAUUAUAAAAGUUGGAGGAUCACUCAGAGUCUAUAUUGCUGCCGAAGGAGAUGUCAUUUUUGCUGCUGCAAACACCGUAGUUUGUAUAAGUGAAGCAUCAGACUUGAUUCUGUAUAGGGCUGGGGUUAAUGGUGAAUUCUUUGAAGCUUCCGAGGCUUAGGAAAGCCUUCUGUCAGCCAAGUCUGGAAUUCUGAGUUUGGUUUUUCAGAGUGACAAGAGUAUACAGGAAAAGGCACUGUGAUCACAACAUAGUAAUGUAGUAGUAUAUUGGGAAAAAAAUUGGUUAGUUUCCAAUAAAAGAUAGCAUAUAGCCAAUAUCUUCAUAUGUAUACUUCCAUUGAACUUGUUUGUUCAUAUUUUUUUUCUGGAAAGUGUUGGAUUAAACUGAUCUAGUUAUGUUUA
Messenger RNA from Neltuma alba, 1205 nucleotides. Its product is annotated as mannose-6-phosphate isomerase 2-like. Bases 1 to 963 code for a protein of 320 amino acids. The transcript is spliced from 6 exons. Gene Ontology annotation, molecular function: zinc ion binding; mannose-6-phosphate isomerase activity. Gene Ontology annotation, biological process: GDP-mannose biosynthetic process; carbohydrate metabolic process. Gene Ontology annotation, cellular component: cytosol. The record is from RefSeq and is a predicted model, not a curated record. Lineage: Eukaryota; Viridiplantae; Streptophyta; Magnoliopsida; Fabales; Fabaceae.